CCGGUGUCUGCAGGCAGGGGGAGCGGGGGAGCGGCGGAAACAUGGCAGCUGCCUUGGAGAAUGAAUUAGAAAUAGAGAACGAGGAUUAUUAUUCCCUCCUGAACGUGAGCAGAGAGGCGACUCAAGAGGAGCUGAAGUCCUCGUACCGCCGGCUCUGCAUGCUCUACCACCCAGACAAGCACAGAGACCCUGAGCUCAAGAGACAGGCAGAGGAGCUCUUCAACCUCGUCCACCAAGCUUAUGAAGUCCUUAGUGACCCCCAGUCUCGAGCCAUAUAUGACAUUUUUGGGAAGAAAGGGCUGGAGGUGGAAGGAUGGGAGAUGGUGGAGAGGAAGCGGACCCCUGCUGAGAUCAGGGAGGAGUACGAGCGCCUGCAGAGGGACAGGGACGAAAGGAGGCUACAGCAGAGGACCAAUCCCAAGGGCACCAUAAGUGUGGGCAUAGAUGCCACAGAUCUGUUUGACCGCUAUGAAGAGGAUUUUGAGGAAAUGCCAGGAGGAGGAUUCCCACACAUUGAGAUCAACAGGAUGCACAUAUCCCAAUCUAUAGAGGCUCCCUUAACCACCACAGACACGGCCGUCCUCUCCGGCUCUCUGACCACACACAACGGCAAUGGCGGAGGUAAUAUCAACCUGUGUUUGCGACGGGUCACCUCUACAAGGGGCUGGGGAGAGCUGGAGUUUGGAGCAGGAGAUAUUCGAGGGCCUCUUUUUGGAAUGAAAGUCUUCCAAAAUAUAACAGCACGCUGUUUUGUUACUGCUCAGUGCGGUAUGCAGUUUUCAUCUCGUGGCGUGCGGCCCAAUGCCAGCACCAUGAUGGCUCGGCACCUGGACCAGAACACCAUGGGUUACCUGCAGUGGCGCUGGGGCACUGAAUCAGCCAUGACCACCAGCAUCGUCCGAGACACCAAGACCAGCCAUUUCACCAUGGCUUUACAGCUCGGCGUUCCCCAUUCUUACCUGAUGAUGAGCUAUCAGUACAAAUUUCAAGAUGAAGACCAGACCAAGGUCAAGGGUUCUGUCAAAACCGGCUUCUUUGGAACAGUGGUGGAAUACGGUGCAGAGAGGAAGAUCAGCAGGCACAGUGUGUUGUCAGCAACUGUCAGCAUUGGGGUACCCCAAGGAGUCUCCCUCAAAAUCAGGCUGAACCGAGCCAGUCAGACCUACCUCUUUCCCAUCCACCUAACAGACCAAGUCUUGCCCAGCGCUGUGUUUUACGCCACUGUGGGCCCUCUGGUCAUCUAUUUUGCAGUCCAGAAACUGAUAAUCACACCUUACGUACGCGCCCAGAAGGAACAGGAGCUGGAGAAGCACAGAGUGGACUCUGCUUCAGACAUUGCCAAGAAGAAGCACGAGGCCGAAUCAGCAGUGGUUCUAAUGCAGGAGUCAGUGCGGAGGAUAAUUGAGGCAGAGGAGUCCAAAAUGGGUCUCAUCAUCUUAAAUGCCUGGUAUGGCAAAUUUGUGACCGACAACAGCCAAAAACAGGAGCGGGCAAAGGUCAUAGACGUGACCGUGCCCCUGCAGUGCCUGGUGAAGGAUUCCAAACUCAUCCUCACUGAGGCUUCAAAGGCUGGUCUGCCUGGGUUCUAUGACCCGUGUGUCGGAGAGGAGAAGAGCCUGAAGUUGCUGUACCAGUUCCGGGGCGUCAUGCACCAAGUGCUGUCUGGGGACACCGAGGCCCUUAGGAUACCCAAGCAAUCACACAGGAUAGAUGCAGAGACAUAGACGCAGAGUCUUCCUCACAGAUGGACAGAUUCGACAGACAGAUACUAUACCGGGACGGAUGAAAGGACAGACAGACAUGGAGAGGUGAAGAUAAAUCUGUGGGCUGUCCGCUUCAUUUCGUCUCAUGUUGUUGAGUAUGUGUAAACCCAGUUCACCUUUCUUCUUUACCCAACCCCAACCCCCCCCUUGGUGUUCUAUAACAUAUCCAUGUUCACUAGACCACAGAACAGCAGUCAGCGUACGCGUCCGGGGUUAGCGUGAGUGUAGCUGUUACCUGCUUCAUGCCGGAGCGUGCAGCGAUUCGUCCUUUUAGUUUACUUCUCAUUGUACUGUCUGUCAGAUGAGAGCAUCGGUCCAGUUUUGUUCAUUUGCUUAUUGGUUCAAUAGCUCAUUGGCAGCCUCAUUGGUGGGAGUGAUGUAACAAGAAUUGUGAGAAUUGUGUGCAGAUGACUACGAUCUGAAGAUGUGGCCUAUAAUAGGCCAUCCAGACUGCGGCUGUGCUCUACAGUUACAAAGCUAUGCAAUAAGAGAACCCUCAGAUAUAGUUACAGUGGUGUGAAAAAGUAUUUGCCCCCCUACAGAUUUCUUUCUUUUUUUUUCAUUUUUUUUUUUCUUUUUUUGAUAUUUUUGAUAUUUUUCAGAUUAUUGAUAACCUGGGUGAAUAUAAAAAGCACUUUUUAAAUGAUGAUAAUUUUAUUUAUUCAAGAAAAAAAAAAUCCCCAAACCAAUCAAGUAACUUGAUUUUGUCAGCAGUGUUUUUUGCCUUGGAACUCUCCCAAGGAUUCCAUUUUUGAUCAGUUUUUAUCUUAUUCUUGAAUUAUUAAAACUGACCUUAACUGACGCAAGUGAGACCUGCAGUUUUUUAGAUGUAGUUCUGUUGUUUUUUUUUUUGACCUUCUGGAUGAGUUGUCCAUGCCCUUUUGGAAUAAUUUCGGUAUUUUUGUCACUCCUGGGAAGGUUCAGCAGUGUUCCAUGUUUUCUCCCUUUGUGAAUAAUUUUUUAGCUUUUACUGUGGCCCCCUGGAGCCUUAAAGCUUUAGAAAUGACUAUGUCCAGACCGAUAGAUGAUUUUAAUGCCUUUGUUUUUGUUUUUUUUUUGUUUUUUUAUCUGUUUUUGAAUUUCUUUAAGUGAUUUCUUGAGUCUAUAGGUCUGUUAAUUAUCAGCUUUUCAGAGAGUGUUUGUUUUUUCCUUAAUAAAUGAAAACAUCAUUUAAAAAGUACUUUUUAUGUUUGCUAAAAAAAAUAAGUUUGUAAGUAUAAAAAAAUGUAAGUAUAAAAAAAAGUGCAUAAACAAAAGAAAUCUGUAAAGGGGCAAAUACUUUUUAUAGCACUGUAGAUAGUAUAUUGCAUAGCUUGAGAUAUGAUCACAGUUCCUAACUGACACUUAUUUAUUUAUUGGUGUGUGGGAGUGUGUGUCUGUGUGUGUAAAAAUAUAUUUGUAUAAGGGAAGGACAAACUAUGGUUCACUGUGCCUCUCUGUAUUGUAGCACCAAACUUGACAAUAACAUGACGUAUUUUGGCCACUCUCUAUAGGGCAGCCAUGAUGGGGACUGUGUUAGUAUAUUAGAGCUGCACAAUAUGGUAAUAAGGACACACUGUAACUUAUGCACUGAAAGCUAUUUAAGCACUAAAAGCAUCUGCUUGAAUUUAAAAGUAUUUUUUGGCUUUUAAAAAUACACAUUACACACUACAGGACACACCGUGUGUGUGUGUGUGUGUGUGUGUGUGUGUGUGUGUGUGUGUGUGUGUGUGUGUGUGUGUGUGUGUGUGUGUGUGUGUGUGUGUGUGUGUGUGUGUGUGUGUGUGUGUGUGUGUGUGUGUGUGUGUGUGUGAAUGUGUGUGUUCAUUUUUCGGACCAGAUUUACAGAAUAAAGGAGUGCUGGUUUAGUGCUGGAGAUAAAACUUGCUCCUUUUAAAAGUGUAUUUUAGCCUCUACAGCUCUGUUCCAACCAUUUUAACACUACAACUUAUUUAAUUAAUGCAUUAAAUAAAUGUUUUAUGCUCCAUAUAACAGGUUCUGACACUAUUUAUACCACAAAAUGUUGAAAUGUUAAAAGUUAUGAUGAUGUGUUAUCAAUUUAUGCUACAUUGGGAUUUUAAUAUUAAAAUAUAAAAAAAGUGAUAUGCUCACAAUAACACCAAAAAAAAAAAAACAGGAAUAAGCUGCUCACUGAGUUUAUCUAAUUUAUUAAUAAAUACAUACCCGGUUAUGUGAUGUAUUAAGAUCAGAAAUGUUUUUUUUUUUUUUUACCAAUAGAAAAGACUCAUUUGAACUCGUGAUUAGACAAUGGGAUCCAAACACUGCAUUGAGUCGAAAGACUUAAAUACUGUAGCAUUUUUUUUUUCGGCAACAUUUUUUGCUGAAUCUAUUCUUCUCUCUACAGGUAAAAAGUAAUGUGUGUCACUGACUGCAGCACAACCUCAAAACAGGUUAACAGUUGAACAGUUGGAAAGAUGUUCUUUUUCAGAUCUGUAGUCAGGCUUUCAAGACUCUCUGAAAAUGUUUUGCUCCUAAUUCGUGAGCAUCAGUUAUUUAAUCUUUUAGAGUGAUGGGCAGCUGUUUAGAGAAUCCUAUGGCUGCUGAUUGUUGGGAUAAGUUUUAAGAAGUUGGCGUAUUGUAAAGAUUUAAAACUUGCCUCACGUUGUCUUUCAUUAACAGUGUUAUAAUAGUGCUUUUCUACUGCAUGGUGCCUACAGUACCAAUCAGUUCGGACACCCCUUAAAUUUAGUGCGUUUUCAUUAUUAAAAAAUAAUAUAGACUGUCCUAUAGAUUAAUACUAAAAUCAAAUAAAUAAAAUAUAAAUAUGUCGUAUAUUUUACAUUUUCAAAGUAGCACCUCUUGCUAAGAUUAGAGAGUUUUGCACAUCCUUGCUGGAUUUUCUCAGUCAGCAUUAUGAGGUAGAGUCACCUGGAAUUCAGGUUUCAGUUAACAGCUGUGCUGAACUCAUCAAGAGUUAUUUACUUGAAUUUCUUGCCUCUUAAUAAAGUGUUUGAGAGCAUCAGCAUCAUUGUAAAGUAGUGAAGAGGUAGAGUUACUGGUAUACAGUGAAUACAACUAUUUAAGUAAUUUUCUAAUCCAUAUUAUGGCAAGAACUGCUCAACUAAGUAAAGGAAAAAAAACACUAAGAAAUAAAGGUCAGUUAAUUUGAAAAAAUGUCAAGAACGUCACAAGUGCAGUUACAAAGACCAUCAAACACUUUAUGAUGGAACUGGCUCUCAUCAGGACUGCUCUAAAUCCAAAAUCUACUUGGUCUUUUGAACAGAUACAAACAUUGUGAGGUAGGGACAGUGGAAAACGAAGCAGGUACCAGGUACCUAAAAGCGAGUUGAGUCUAGAAGUGUAGCAUAUACUGUACUAUGCAGUAUUAAGAUUUUCGUUAAGUUUACUAGCAGUGCAAAUCUCUUAUGCCUAAACUUGUGCAUGGUUCUUUCCUUUUUAACAUUAAACUCUAACAUUGUACCAAAUAAUAAUAACAUGCAAUCAAUAAUGUUGCCUAUAAAUGAAACACAAAAGAGACAUUUAUUAUUUUAUUGAGAUACUCAGUAAUUCACUUUAACAUACUAGUAUCUCAAAAAAUAGAAUAUAAUUGAAAAGUUACUUUAUUUCAGUAAUUCAGUUCAAAAUGUGAAACUCAUAUAUUACAUAGAUGUAUUACACACAGAGUGAUCUAUUUUAAGAUUUUUUUUUCUUUUAUUGUUGAUGAUUAUGGCUUACAGACAAUGAAAACCCAAAAAUCAGUGCCUCAGAAAGUAAAAAAAUAUAUAUAUAUUUUAUAAAAGAAGUGGCAGUGUGGGCAGUGUGCCAAGUCCUGCUGGAAAAUGAAAUCCGCAUCUCCAUAAAAGUUUUCAGCAGCAGAGGGAAGCAUGAAGUGCUGUUAGAAUUUGUGGGAAACAAAACUGCACUGACUUUAGACUUGAUAAUAAAACACAGUGGAUCAACACCAGCAGAUGACAGACAUGUCUCUCCAAUCCAUCACUGAUCAUCAGUAAAUUUUACAUUUCAUUUAAAGUAAAUCAAGGGAGCAGAGUCUGGAGGAAGAGUGGAGAGACACACAGUCCAAACUGCUCGAGGUCUAGUGUGAGGCUUCCACAAGUUUCAGUGAUGGUUUGGAGAUGCAGACACCAAAAGUAUCAAUUGAUCUAAUUUUUUUAGAGACACUAGGUUUGGGUUUUCAUUGGCUGUAAGACAUAAUCAUCAACAAUAAAAGAAAUAAACGCUUAAAAUAGAUCACUCUGUGUGUAAAACAUCUAUAUAAUAUGAGUUAAACAUUUUGAACCAAAUUUUAUAUAUAUAUAUAUAUAUAUAUAGUAUACACACUAGUAUAUUUGGACCUGGGGUACCCAUAUAUUUGCAUGCCACUGUAUAUUGUGUGCAGCCCUAUUUGUUUUACAGAUAUAUAUGUGUGUUGAAUCUUAUGCUGCUCGUCAUCAAUUAUCUAUAAGUUUUCCAUGUUUUCUUUGUCUUUUGUUAGUUUUAGGCUGUUUGUUUUUAUUAUGUUAGUUUGAGCCAGUAUUAUUUUCCCCUCGACUGAACAGUGUCGUGUCUGCUGCUGUUCUUUUAAUCCGAAUCGCGUUCCGCUUUGGAAGUGAGACUUUAUCACAGCAUUGCACGAAUGGAGCUCGAGUGAAGGAACUGAAUGAUUGGGAAUAGUUUGUUUUGUUGGUUCGAAUAGCGUUUACCGACACAGUGAAUGAACACGGAACCGAGCACACCAGAGAGUUAGUUAAAGGAAGUCAAUUCUAACAGAUUAAUUUAGUUAUAAUAUAUAUAUAUUUCAUAUCCAAAUGUGACUUGCAUAUGUAUAGUGUUAUGUUGAUGUGCCAUUACUCCAUUCAUCUGUUCUUUUAGCAGUUUGCACCAUCAUCUAAAGUUCAUCAUAUUUGUAAUUACGGUACCAUGUUUAUUUAUUUUUUAACAUCAGUCAGAAUGGAUAUGUACUUAUUACAGUUUCUGCUCACAUAACCUAUUGUGAUAACUGUGAGGCUAAGCUGGGCUGACUGCUCGUGAGGACUGAGGACUGCAGUUCAUGCUCUGCAUUCUUGGUUGACGAAGAAAAAAAAAAAAAGAAAAAAAGAGGGAUUUUUUUUUUGUGCUCCUCUGGAUGGGCAUAAACAGGUAUACAAUUGUUCUCUUAAAUGUUCCUUGUUAGCACUACCAAGGGACAGUUUUAGUGCAAUAAAACUUGAAAAACUAGGCCACAGCACCCUUUUAGGCAACAGAAUUGCUCAUCUGUUACACCUAUAAGGCUUUCAGGGCCUGGUACUGGACUAAAAUAGCAUUCCAAUAGACAAUUCCCUCACUGAGAACCGUGAAAGAGCUCCUAUAUAUGUUAAAACCCAACCCAGAAGGUCCAGUUGAGUAAUUCCUAGUGGCAUUUUCACCCCUGAAAGUCUGGAUCAGUGUCUGAUUUGGACAUUUGGACCGUUUAGUUUUGGAUUCACACUGCAUUUUAGGUUGUUUGGUAACACUUUCUUUGAAUGUCAUCUCUAUAAGACGCUAUGAACAUACUCAUAACACAUUAUAAUGCAUUCAUAAGGCAUUAUAAACAUGGCUAUACAUAUUUAUAAAAAAAUGUAUAAUUCAUUAUAGCCAUGUUUAUUAUGCAUCAUGAACUGUGAUUAUAAUGCAUUAAUAGCUGUGUUUAUAACAUGUUAUACAUCAAUACCAAGAAACUCAGUCCCAGCUUGCAGACUCUAUUAUGACUAAAAAAGCUUCCAACUUAUAAACACACCCUCAAUAAUCCUAUAAAUAUAUUUUUAACCACUCAUAAAUUAUUCUUGUCUUGAAUAUAAUAUUAAUUAUAGUCAAUUAUAAUGUGUUAUAACAGGUCUUUGUGCGCUCUAAGUAAAGUGCCAGACUUUCAGUGUAGGACUAGAUUAUUAAUGAUAGAGAUAUACUAUUUUAACAUGUAUAUUAUAAGCACAGCUUAUAAUGUAUUAUGAUCACAGGUCAUAAUGCUUAACAAACAUGGCUAUAAUGGGUUAUGCAUUUUUAUAAACAAUUAUAGCCAUGUUUAUAAUGCCUUAUGAAUGCAUUAUAAUAUGUUAUGAAUGUGGUUAUAGCGUCUAAUAAAGAUGACAUUCAUAGAAAGUGUUACCGGUUGUUUUUUUUACACCUGUAGUUUGUUUCUGUGGUGUAAAUCAGUUAACAAAUUACUUUACUUGGUGCAUUUUUCUUUGGUUUGCUUUGGUUUGCUUUGGUUUGGUUUGGUUUCACACAAGGAAAAUCGCUAGUGCACCAAAAUGCAUCGUUUCUGCUAAUUGUUCAGAGCUGUCCUGGGCGGACAUUAAGAAAUUAAAUACAGGAAAGGCCAUAAAGGAUCUUCUUCCUGUAUUUACUUUAUUGCUACACCCCAGAUAUCGCUGACCAAUAACCAGUGAGAACGCUCCCAUGUCCCAUGUUGUUACACAUUUUGUUGCACAUGAUUUAUUUAUUUUUCCCCUGUGUGAAAACAAACCAAACUAAAGGAGUUUAGCAGCAGAACAACCAAACUAUAUAGAUGUAAAAGAAAAAAUAAUGACCUAAAGCCAGUGUGAUACUGAAGAGCAAAGUAAUAAAUCCUUUGGCACACUCGAUUUACCCUGCAUGCAUCCAUUCGUCCACCAUCCAGGGUCUGUGUAGGUCAUGUUCAUGUCUAAGGUUAAAUUUAACAUGCUUGUUUUUUUUUUUAAAUACCUCCAUAUUAAACUUUUCUCUUUCCUGUUAACAUUCCUGUCUGUAAUAGAUACUGUAUCUUGACUGUAAAUGUUUAUGUACAAAGUUAUGUUGUAGAUUUGAAUAGUAAAUUAAACUUUAAAAAGUGACAAAA
Molecule: messenger RNA, 8532 nt
Organism: Astyanax mexicanus (Mexican tetra)
Lineage: Eukaryota; Metazoa; Chordata; Actinopteri; Characiformes; Acestrorhamphidae
Gene: dnajc11b
Product: dnaJ homolog subfamily C member 11
Exons: 16
Coding region: 42-1724 (560 amino acids)
Biological process (GO): cristae formation
Source: RefSeq, a predicted model, not a curated record